UAGCACCAAGGAAUCCCGGCGUGGAUAGCGCGAGGGAAAAGAUGGCGGCGAUGGCGGUCGGUGGUGCUGGUGGGAGCCGCGUGUCCAGCGGGAGGGACCUGAAUUGCGUCCCCGAAAUAGCUGACACAUUGGGGGCUGUGGCCAAGCAGGGGUUUGAUUUCCUCUGCAUGCCUGUCUUCCACCCGCGUUUCAAGAGGGAGUUCACUCAGGAACCUGCUAAGAAUCGGCCUGGCCCCCAGACACGAUCAGACCUACUGCUGUCAGGAAGGGUCUUUGUCUUUCUUGGAUGGGGGAGUGCAGACUGGAAUACGCUAAUUGUGGGAAAGCUUUCCCCAUGGAUUCAUCCAGAUUCAAAAGUGGAGAAGAUCCGCAGGAACUCCGAGGCGGCCAUGUUACAAGAGCUGAAUUUUGGGGCAUACCUGGGUCUUCCAGCUUUCCUCUUGCCUCUUAAUCAAGAAGAUAAUACAAACCUGGCCAGAGUUUUGACCAACCACAUCCACACUGGCCACCAUUCCUCCAUGUUCUGGAUGCGGGUACCCUUGGUGGCACCAGAGGACCUGAGAGAUGAUAUAAUUGAGAAUGCACCAACUACACACACAGAAGAGUACAGUGGAGAGGAGAAGACAUGGAUGUGGUGGCACAACUUCCGGACUUUAUGUGACUAUAGCAAGAGGAUUGCAGUAGCUCUUGAAAUUGGGGCUGACCUGCCCUCUAAUCAUGUCAUUGAUCGUUGGCUUGGGGAGCCCAUCAAAGCAGCCAUUCUCCCCACCAGCAUUUUCCUGACCAACAAGAAGGGAUUUCCUGUUCUUUCUAAGAUGCACCAGAGGUUGAUCUUCCGGCUCCUCAAGUUGGAGGUGCAGUUCAUCAUCACAGGCACCAACCACCACUCAGAGAAGGAGUUUUGCUCUUAUCUCCAGUAUUUGGAAUACUUAAGUCAGAACCGCCCUCCACCCAAUGCCUAUGAACUCUUUGCCAAGGGCUAUGAAGACUAUCUGCAGUCCCCACUCCAGCCACUAAUGGAUAAUCUAGAAUCUCAGACAUAUGAAGUAUUUGAAAAGGAUCCUAUCAAAUACUCCCAGUACCAGCAGGCCAUCUAUAAAUGUCUGCUAGACCGAGUACCAGAAGAGGAGAAGGAUACCAAUGUCCAGGUUCUGAUGGUGCUGGGAGCAGGCCGGGGUCCCCUGGUGAAUGCUUCACUGCGGGCAGCCAAGCAGGCUGAUCGGCGGAUAAAGCUGUAUGCUGUAGAGAAAAACCCAAAUGCUGUGGUGACGCUAGAGAACUGGCAGUUUGAAGAAUGGGGAAGCCAAGUGACAGUUGUCUCAUCAGACAUGCGGGAAUGGGUGGCUCCAGAGAAAGCAGACAUCAUUGUCAGUGAGCUUCUGGGUUCCUUUGCUGACAAUGAACUGUCACCUGAGUGCCUGGAUGGAGCACAGCACUUUCUGAAAGAUGAUGGUGUGAGCAUCCCUGGGGAGUACACCUCUUUUCUGGCUCCCAUCUCCUCCUCCAAGCUGUACAAUGAGGUCCGAGCCUGUCGGGAAAAGGACCGUGACCCUGAGGCCCAGUUUGAAAUGCCUUAUGUUGUACGGCUGCACAACUUUCACCAGCUGUCUGCGCCCCAGCCCUGUUUCACCUUCAGCCAUCCCAACAGAGAUCCAAUGAUUGACAACAACCGCUACUGUACCUUGGAGUUUCCUGUGGAGGUGAACACUGUGCUACAUGGGUUUGCAGGCUACUUUGAGACUGUACUUUAUCAGGACAUCACUCUGAGUAUUCGUCCAGAGACUCACUCUCCUGGGAUGUUCUCAUGGUUUCCCAUCCUCUUCCCCAUUAAGCAGCCCAUUACCGUGCGUGAAGGCCAGACCAUCUGUGUGCGUUUCUGGCGAUGCAGCAAUUCCAAGAAGGUGUGGUAUGAGUGGGCUGUGACAGCACCAGUCUGUUCUGCUAUUCACAACCCCACAGGCCGCUCAUAUACUAUUGGCCUCUAGCCCUGUGUGCAAGAGUCUAGAGCCUUGGAAGCAGCUUUGGGUUCUGUUCCUACAGAAGGUGCCGUACAUUUAUGGGUGCAGUACAUCUACGAAUCCCUUUGUCCAUCAGAGAGGAGCAUUUCCAUUUGUUUUCGUACCUUAUAUCAGGGUGGGCAAGGGAUAAAAAUUGCAGAGCUCAAGUGCCAAUCUGUGAAGGCCUCAGACCAGGUUGUGUGAAAUUAGUAGUGUUGGAUCUGAAGCUACAUCAACAGGCUUCAGCCUCAGGAGCUUUGUGGAAUAACCCUGAGGACAUGUGGAUUGAACAAAUUUUCAGCUCUUCCCUGCCCCCUCUAUUCCUGUUUUGAUGGUUUUGUGUAAGAGGAAGUACAAAUAAAGUGAAGUUAUGGCCCUUUCCUGCUCUA
Sciurus carolinensis (gray squirrel) is the source of this 2386-nucleotide messenger RNA. It is a transcript of the gene Prmt5, whose product is annotated as protein arginine methyltransferase 5. The transcript is spliced from 17 exons. The record is from RefSeq and is a predicted model, not a curated record. The coding region runs from base 42 to 1985 and encodes 647 amino acids. Gene Ontology annotation, biological process: regulation of DNA-templated transcription; peptidyl-arginine N-methylation. NCBI's taxonomy places the organism in Eukaryota, Metazoa, Chordata, Mammalia, Rodentia, Sciuridae. Gene Ontology annotation, cellular component: nucleus; cytosol.